CAACUCUCCAAUCAAAAUCUAUUAGGUGUUAAUAUUUUUUAAAUCUAAAUUGAGAUAAAGUUAAUAGCUCGUAAAAUUAAUUUCGUUACUAAAAGUUGCAUACACAUAAUUGCAAAAUUUGAACUGAUUAGUUUGUUUUUUCUUGUCCAUUUUCUGCAAAUUACAGCUAAUUUAUUAUCUAUGUAAAAUACAUAUGUAAUAAACAUAUGUACUUUUAAUUUUUUAAUUAAAAUAAUGAAAAAAUUAGAGAGCCUUUUAAGCUGAAGAGAAGUUUUGAGUUUUCGAUAGAUAACAAUUUAUAAAUUUAAUCGUCCGUUUUAUCAUCCGUUUUAAUGUAGUAUAUAUGUAUAUAAAUUAUUCAGAAUUGAUGAACCAAUCCUCUCGAUUCCAAUUCACCUGUGCUUGACGAGCAUGCGCAGAACAAAACUGUUGCGCGCGUAUUGUUUGCACGCGUGUUUUCUAACCUGACCGGCACUCGGAGAAUGAUUUAAAGAUUACGAUUUAAAGUGAUACUCUAGAUUAUACAAGAUCGAAAACUUAAAAUUGGAGCAAAAAAAGGGAAAAAGAAGUAGAACAAAAUUCAGAUGUAAAAGUGUGCGAGACAACUCUUUGGGUUGUAGAAACAUUCUUAAAAGAACCUUGUAUUAUUGAUACUCCAACACGGUCGGGAUAAAAGAGACUCCGAUCGGAACUGAGAAUCGUUGCGAACCUGGACCUUUUGCCGCUUUCGCCCUUGUAGCUUGACAGGCGAAUCGGUUUGCGAUGGAAGAGUGGACCAUGACGCCAAACUCGAACGGAGAUGUUUUUCGAAAUCUAUUGUUCUCGACAGAUAGGACGCUCGUCGAGACCAAGCAGCUACAGUUUCUCUCGAUUUACGACGAAAACAAUGCUCUUCUUGGAGGCACUAAUAUGGUCGACUUGUCCUGGAACGGCAUCCUCUGGCACUAUAAGGAUCUCUCGGAUUUCUCUCGGGAAAAAGCCAGCUUGGUACAACAGCUAGACAGUGGGGUUUGCGACGCUGUUUACCUGACCAAGAACAAAUUUGUCUGUGUGGGGGACAGUGGGGCUGUGCAGAUCUAUGAGAUAAUUCAAACAAACAAGCACGAUCAGUUUCAGCAACUCGCAUAUACCUGUCAGCACGACGACACAGUCUUGACAAUAUCCAUGUUUGCCAACCAGAGAAAUAUUGUCACUGGAGGAAUGGAUUGUUGUUUAAAAAUUUGGGAUGUGGAGGAUUUGAUUGCGACUUACUCGUACAGCUUUGCACAUACAGACAUUAUCACUAGUAUAGAUGUAAAGCCUAUGUGCAAUUCUAUAUUUGUAUCCGUCUCUUUAGAUAGUGAAUCACUAUUAUGGGACUACAGACUACAUCAACCAGCUAAUUGUAUCUUUAGGAAAAAUAAUUGCCCAUUAUCGGCAGUAUCUUGGAACACUAAUUUGGAUCAUCUCAUAGCAAUAGGCACAAUCGACGGCAGCAUUGUAUUAAUUGACACAAGGAAAACGGAAACUCCAUUAUUCGAGUCGACCGAAUGCGAUAGGAGCAUACACAAGUUACUGUUCAAUCCAAAUUCAGAAAGGAAAGACCAAUUAGCAUGCUGUUGUGAUAACGAAACAGUAAAAAUAUUUGAUAGCUAUAGAGAAAUGCUGCAGGUGUAUGAAGAUAGCAGUCAUAACGAUUUUGUACGAGGACUCGCAUGUACUCGGCGUUUUUCUCUGCAAAAUAAUUGUUUACGAAGGUGAUGGCCUCUUUAUUUGAUGAAAAUCUCUGUCCUCCGAGCGCAACGUUUAGCUUAGGGAACUGAAAAAAGUCACUUGGAGCUAGAUCUGGUGAGUAAGGAGGGUGGUCAAGCAGUUCAAACCCUAAUUCGUGGAUUUUCGCCAUGGCAACCACUGAGGUGUGAGACGGCGCAUUGUUUUGGUGAAA
Messenger RNA from Monomorium pharaonis (pharaoh ant), 1924 nucleotides. RefSeq names its product methylosome protein 50-like. Gene Ontology annotation, biological process: oocyte axis specification. Lineage: Eukaryota; Metazoa; Arthropoda; Insecta; Hymenoptera; Formicidae. Gene Ontology annotation, cellular component: methylosome. The coding region runs from base 763 to 1740 and encodes 325 amino acids. The transcript has 6 exons. The record is from RefSeq and is a predicted model, not a curated record. Gene Ontology annotation, molecular function: protein binding.